Molecule: messenger RNA, 1821 nt
Organism: Marmota monax (woodchuck)
Lineage: Eukaryota; Metazoa; Chordata; Mammalia; Rodentia; Sciuridae
Gene: Slc25a48
Product: solute carrier family 25 member 48
Exons: 8
Coding region: 196-1134 (312 amino acids)
Biological process (GO): transmembrane transport
Cellular component (GO): mitochondrion
Molecular function (GO): transmembrane transporter activity
Source: RefSeq, a predicted model, not a curated record
CGGCCCGGGAGCACUUAGAGAGGUGAGCCGGCAGCCUGCGCAGCGGGUGACUUGGACGCCGGGUUAGGAGUAAAACCCGCAGAGAGCUCCAGACUCCCACUUUGAUCAGAGCACUUGUCCCCCGCGGGCCAUGUCCUGCAGGCACUGAGUGAGCACUGCCCUGGCUCUGGGAGGGCGAGCGGCGCUAUAGCAGCCAUGAGCAGCUUCCAGUUGGAAGACUUUGCCGCGGGCUGGAUCGGAGGUGCAGCCAGUGUCAUUGUUGGCCACCCUUUGGACACAGUCAAGACUCGCCUGCAGGCUGGCGUGGGCUACGGGAACACCUUCAGCUGCAUCCGUACCAUGUACAAGAGAGAGAGUGUGUUCGGCUUCUUCAAGGGCAUGUCCUUCCCCCUGGCCAGCAUUGCUGUCUACAACUCAGUGGUGUUUGGGGUCUUCAGUAACACACAGCGGUUCCUCAGCCAACACCGCUGCGGGGAGCCCGAGACCAGUCCUCGCCACAGCCUGUCUGACCUGCUCCUAGCCAGCAUGGUGGCUGGCAUGGUCUCUGUUGGGCUGGGCGGGCCCGUGGACCUCAUCAAGAUCCGGCUGCAGAUGCAAACACAGCCAUUUCGGGAAGGACUGGAAGGUCUCCUGGGCGUGAGCCAAAGCUGUGCUAACAGGUUUGAAGCAGGGAACAAGAUGAACCCCAGGGAGGCAGCCAACCUCAGUGUGAAGUCCAGGGCAGCGGCUCUUGGGGAGCAGCCAGCCUACCAGGGACCGGUGCACUGCAUCGCGACCAUCGUGAGGACUGAGGGCCUGGCUGGGCUGUACCGGGGGGCCAGUGCCAUGCUGCUGAGGGACAUCCCGGGCUAUUGUCUCUACUUUAUCCCCUACGUGUUCCUGAGUGAGUGGAUCACACCCGAGGCCUGCGCAGGUCCCAGCCCCUGUGCUGUGUGGCUGGCAGGUGGCAUGGCAGGAGCGAUUUCCUGGGGGACAGCGACUCCUAUGGAUGUUGUGAAAAGCCGACUCCAAGCUGAUGGGGUUUAUUUAAACAAAUACAAAGGCGUCCUGGACUGCAUCUCCCAGAGUUACCAGCAAGAAGGCCUCAAAGUUGUAACUGCCCACAUUUGCCAGAGCCCGCUCAGCACCACAUAGGAAGACUCAAGGAGGGAAGCAUCUGAUGAUGUCCCUAGGAAUGUGAGAUAAAUUCAGGUGACAGAGCCGCAGAGGCAGAGUCUAGCGGCUCCUCAGGACAGGCCACGCCUCCUCAGCCAGCGUUUGAGGUUGAGUUCUUCUCACUUUUAGGUGACAGUUUUCCAUAAUGACAAUGGUGGGGGUGGCAGUCAGCAGUGCUGGGUGCUCACCAUGAGUCAGGCGCUGUGUGAGUACUUCAGAAGCAUCUCAUUCAUUCCCUCAAAUAGCAGCUCCAUUUUACAGUUGGGAACGCUGAGUUCCAGAGAGUUUGCUACUCGCCCAGGUAACCCAGCUACUCAUUGGGAAAGCGGUGACCUGACUCCAUAUCUGCAGUUUUAAGGACAGCUGAGUUUUUCACUUGCAGUUUUGGAGAUGUCACAUGAAUGAAGCACCUGUCACCGUGGUGGCAUGGGUGAUGUUCUGCCUACUUAGGAUUUCCAGAUUCCUGAGCCCGUAUGUGUGUGUGUGUGUGUGUGUGUGAGAGAGAGAGAGAGAGACAGAGAGAGAGAGAGAGAGAGAGAGAGAGAGAGAGAGAGAGGACAAUCAAGCAAGUGUAUGCAGGGACUCCACAGUGUCUUAGGGACUCAGUAGUUUGCCUAUGGUCCUAAGUGCCUGUAUAUCAGAGUGGCGGGGGAGGGGGAGGGUGCU